AUGCCUUUACAACCACUUUACGAGGCUCUUGGACCACUCAAAGCUGAAGCACUUCCAGGUCUUUAUGCCCUUUCAGGGCCAGAUGUCACAGGCGAUUUUAAAGGCAAAGCUGAAAUUAGUUUUUGGAACAAGUUCUUAGAAGGAACUCCAUCUACACUUCAGGCAUUGGCUUCUUUGGGUAAAAACGAAACACAAAGUGACUCUGAUUUUGAGCAGAUCGAGGCUUUUUGUUACAAAGAAAAGGAUGCGGGAAAGCUGGUCGUCUACACGACGACAAUGGGAAUCGUAAGGGAAACGUACAACAACUGCAUGAAGGUAAAACAAAUAUUAAGAACCCUCCUGCUGAAAUACGAAGAAAGGGACGUCUUUAUGAGCAACGAGUGCAGGGCUGAAAUACGAGAUCGUAUGAGCUGUGAACAUGUUUUAGUGCCACAGGUGUUUGCAGACGGACAGCAUAUAGGGGACGUGGAAACCAUAGAGAGGUUGAACGAGACCGGAGAAUUGCGAAGAAUACUAAAGUGUUAUAAGAGUAUGGAUGCCUGCACAACAUGUAAGGUUUGCGGAGGAUAUCGCCUGCUUCCUUGUCCCGUUUGUAAUGGCAGCAAGAAAUCCCUUCACCGGAACCACUUUACCACCGAAUUUGUAGCUCUUAAGUGUAUGAACUGUGAUGAAGUAGGACUCGUCCGAUGCACAUCCUGCCAAUAAGCGACGUCUUUAUUCCAAUACAAUUACUCAAGAUAUUCCCUAAUUACACCGACCCAAAUGAAAGAUGACACAAAAGUGCUGCAGUUUGCAAUGGCAUCGGCCUUCACAUAAAUAAAUGGGAUUCUACCAUCACGAUCAAUAUAUCCGGGGCGCCGGAAGCAAGUCAAUCCUGCAAAUGCUGCUGCGGGAUUUUCACGUGCAUCAAUCUUAAAACUAAUUUUUGAUGUCCAACUUUUGCCAUAAGUACGUUCAGGUUUCGAGGAUGAAUAAUAAUAAAAGAAUACAAGGCUAUUAUAACUUAUUAAUAACAACAAUGGGUUGUAACAAUCAUUUUAGGUUUCCACUUGUUGAUAUGACAACGUGGUUGUGCAAUGACGGUAGUUUUUAGUAAUUCCGUUGAACUAAUGUUUAAUUUUUGUGUAAAUUUACUUCAAAUAAAGAUAUGAGAAACUA
Molecule: messenger RNA, 1158 nt
Organism: Photinus pyralis (common eastern firefly)
Lineage: Eukaryota; Metazoa; Arthropoda; Insecta; Coleoptera; Lampyridae
Product: glutaredoxin domain-containing cysteine-rich protein CG31559-like
Exons: 4
Coding region: 1-705 (234 amino acids)
Biological process (GO): sensory perception of sound
Source: RefSeq, a predicted model, not a curated record